Amoebophrya sp. A120 is the source of this 399-nucleotide messenger RNA. Lineage: Eukaryota; Dinophyceae; Syndiniales; Amoebophryaceae. The record is from the annotation of a GenBank genome assembly.
UGCCUGGCUGCCAGCCUGCAUGGAUGUGCUCCCUUGGCGCGCUGGCAUUGGCCCGCAGGUGCGCCCCGGGGUCUGUGUUUGUUCUCUCUGUCUCUUGGGGAAUUUCGCCCGGCGCCGCGGUUUCCCAUCAAGGGGCGCGCACCGGUUCGGGGCGCGGACUUGGCCCGGGUCCUUCCUGUUAUUUUGGCCUUAGGGCGCGGACCCUUUCUUAUUUGCAGCCUCACUUUCAACGGGGCGGCCCGCCGCACACGCCGAAGAGAGCCGGCGGGCUUGGCAGGACGAGGUGAAGAAACGCCUUUGCCGUUCGUCCCUGCCUCCGCGACAAGAAUGGUCUCCCUUUGUGUGCUGGUAAGCACUGGCUCCUCCGCGCGGGGCGGCUGCGUCGAAUUUGGAAUUUCG